Macadamia integrifolia is the source of this 558-nucleotide messenger RNA. Its product is annotated as fructose-bisphosphate aldolase, chloroplastic-like. The record is from RefSeq and is a predicted model, not a curated record. Gene Ontology annotation, biological process: glycolytic process; fructose 1,6-bisphosphate metabolic process. Gene Ontology annotation, cellular component: cytosol. Lineage: Eukaryota; Viridiplantae; Streptophyta; Magnoliopsida; Proteales; Proteaceae. Gene Ontology annotation, molecular function: fructose-bisphosphate aldolase activity. The transcript has 2 exons. Bases 1 to 558 code for a protein of 185 amino acids.
AUGUUCCUUGUUUUGUUGCUGCAGGACAAUGGUUUGGUUCCCAUAGUCGAACGUGAGGUUUUGUUGGACGGAGACCAUGGAAUUGAGAGGACCUUUGAGGUGCCCCAAAAAGUGUGGGCAGAGGUUUUCUUCUACAUGUCAGAGAACAAUGUUAUGUUUGAAGGAAUUCUGCUCAAGCCCAGCAUGGUGACGCCUGGUGCUGAAUGCAAGGACAAAGCCACACCAGAUCAAGUUUCUGAAUAUACUCUGAAACUCCUCCACAGAAGGAUUCCACCUGCUUUUCUGUCAGGAGGACAAUCUGAAGUUGAAGCAACCUUGAACUUGAAUGUUAUGAAUCAAGGAGCAAACCCAUGGCAUGUUUCAUUUUCUUAUGCAAGAGCACUACAGAACACAUGCCUGAAGACAUGGGAUGGAAGGCCAGAGAAUGUGAAGGCUGCACAAGAAGCUCUCCUGGUACGGGCAAGGGCCAACUCACUUGCACAACUUGGAAAGUAUACAGGUGAAGGCGAGUCAGAGGAAGCUAAGAAGGGGAUGUUUGUCAAGGGAUACACGUACUGA